GUUUAAUGAUAUUGUUCAUCGAAAUCAGAAAAUCAGAUUGCGUUUAUGAAAUAUUAAUAGAGAUUAUUGAUUCUAGGUAGUAAAUUAAUUUCCAAGGACAAUGCUUCUUAAACUGGCCCACUGCGUUCCAAGUUUGAUAUUAAUUGCCAUCGGGGCUAUCGUGAUGCUGACAAAUGGUUACUUAUAUAUAACUCGUGGAAAUAAAGUGACCUCAUUCCUAAUAGAGAAAAAAAUACCAAAGUUUCAAGUAACUGAAAAUGAGAAAAUACUACCUGGUAAGGAGAAAAGACUACCUGGUUUCAUUAUAUCUGGAUUUCAGAAAUGUGGCACACAGGCCCUUGCAACAUUUCUUUCAUACCAUCCUAAACUUACAAGAGCUGGUAAAACAGAAGUUCAUUUCUUUGAUAGAAUAGCUAAAUUGGAUAAAUCUGUCUCAUAUAUGGAUCUCAUGCCAGAUAUAUAUCCAUGGGAGAUGUCAUAUGAGAAGACUCCAGCCUACGCUGACAGGGUUAACGUAUCAACGAUUUACAAAACCGUACCCGGGGUAAAAAUUAUACUUCAGAUAUGCGAUCCAGUAGAUAGAACUAUGUCAGCUUUCUUACACUGCCAGCAAAAUGCACUCAAAGGAUUUAUAGUUUCCAAAAAUGAAACAUUCGAAAGCGUCAUCCUGGAUGUGAAUGGUCAAGUAAAUGAGACGUCUCCCCUCAUUAGGCGUGGCGUUUAUAUAGAUUACAUACAAAACUACUUGAAAUAUUUCCCACGUGAUCGGAUCUUGAUUACAGAUAUGAUGAAGCUGAAGAUAAAUCCAGCGGAAACUUUACACCGAGUUGAAACAUUUUUGAACAUAACACAUUUCUUCAAAGAAAAACAGUUUUACUUUAAUAUAAUGCUAAAUACAAGUUGUAUACAUACAGAUAUCAGCAAUGCAACACCAAUAAAAAAGUCAAAAGUUGAAUGUUUAGGGACGUUAGGAAGAAAUAAGCACAGAUUACAUCCAGCGAUGAAACCGAAAACAAGGAAGAAACUGCAAAAAUAUUUUGCACCAUUCAAUGAAAAACUUAAAAAAGUCAUAAUAGAGUUAAAUUAA
Owenia fusiformis is the source of this 1087-nucleotide messenger RNA. Lineage: Eukaryota; Metazoa; Annelida; Polychaeta; Sabellida; Oweniidae. The record is from the annotation of a GenBank genome assembly.